AGUGAGCUGCCUGUGACAGAAGCCAUCUGCGCAAGAGGCCCUGCAAGCUACACAGAUGGCAUUUAGGAAUGUGUGCUGAAAGCUUGCAUGGUCUGUGCCAUGAUUCCCUUGGUACAUUGUGUACAUCACAAAACUGCAGCCCAAGUGACCUCACAGGGCUCAGCUGGAUCCAGAAGCUAGGGAGACAUUUGGUCAUGGCUAACAUGACAGGAGGACUAUUCAGCAUCCUAGAGACAAUGAAGGAUUUGCGUGCUACUGCUUCCACCACCAAUAUGCCUUUGCCUCUUUUCCCCCACUCUCAAAGCUGAAGCCAAGGCAAGAGUCUUACACAAAUGAAUAGGAGGUCUGUUCCAAGCAGCUGUGCUUUCCCUUCCCACCCAGCAAAUGCACGGGAGAAUCCAGAAAGCUGCAGAGACUUGAUCUCUUGUGCGGGCUGAAGAGGACCGAAGAGAAAACCCAGGAAAUUAAAUGAUGGAAUCAGAAGCAGAAAUGAUCAACCUUCAUCCCUCUAAUCCUGGCUCCAGGACAGAAAGCAUCAUCAACAUAAACCAUUACGCUACAAAGAAAAGCGUGGCUGAGAGCAUGCUGGAUGUGGCCCUCUUCAUGGCCAAUGCUGCCCAGCUGAAGGCAGUACUGGAACAAGGGCCAUCCUUCCAAUAUUACGCAGCCCUGACAGCUCUCAUCACCAUUUCUCUCUUCUUCCAGACAGCCAUUGGGAUUCUCCUUAUUAUUAUGGCCCGGUUGAACCUGAAUGAUGUAGCAAAGCAACAACGCCUGGACUUGCUCAACAACAUUGCCACAAUCCUGGUUUUUGUCACAGUCAUUGUCAACAUCUUCAUUACGGCCUUUGGGGUGCAGAAGACAGGCCUCUAUCCAAGCCCUUACGGUCGGAGACUGUACUGAGCCCUGGAAGAAUAAGGAGGGGAGGGCUGGAGGACGUGGUGGAUACCCAGGAUGCCUUUCUGUCAUUUUAGUGACCUCAGAUCUGAUGUUCCAUGUGUGGCAGGCAACGUCCUAUAGCUAAAGUGUAUUACAGGCUUAUGAGAGUUACUCCCCAGGGGCUGGUUCUCCAGUCAAUGUGCAGGUCUGAAGAGUCAGAAAAUUCUCUUCUGCCAUCAGAAAGCAGUCUUUUAUUUAACAAUGAGAAUUUCCUCUUCCCCGCCCACAGUUGUUUGCCAUCAUCCUCCAAUGAGAUCCACAUGUAGUUCUGCACAAAGGUUGCAUACAACUUAGUCUUGCCUAGCUAGUAGGAAAGGGAGCCAUACUAAAGGAUGUAAAACCAUCCUUCAGUGGUAGCAGAAGCAGUCCUUAUAAAGUGGCAGUAGUUUAAAAAAUGAAAAUACAAAACUUGAUUAUAGCUGCAAUAAGUACAAAACGUGCUACAACUAGUCAAGCCAAAGAUUAGAGCAAAGCAAAGAUUAAUCUCAAAGCAUAUCCAGGGUGCAGUGAUGUGUUAUGAAUCAAGAAAUUAGUGAACUGAAUAAUGAAUUGAAUGAUGCCUUCCAUGAGCACAGAGCUUGACCCCUCACCAAACCAGACAAAAGGCUGCCCCAUGUCUCUGAUUGGAAGCAAGCAACACAAGAUAGCAGUGCACCUCUCUAGCUAACCCCAGGUGUUUCUGCUGAUUAUGUUUGGCUCACCUCUCCUAUGCAGACAACCUAGCCUUUGGAGGUAGUUUGUUUGGUGCAAUGACUCACAAAAGAACACAUGUCAUGGGUUCCUUAAUGGAUAAGGGAGCUAUUAAAUUUAAAUAUAUAUAGUUACAUCUAGGGAUGAUACAUAACUCCUGCUUUAGUUCAAAGAAAAGUCUGUCUCAACUGCCUUAAAUCUAAGGACUGCAACAUUACAUCACAGAGGUAGAAACUCACUUCCUGGAGUCUGCCUCCUGGAGUACCUGGAGUAGUAUGAGAGCUGUAGUCUGGGUGGGGGGAGAAGUUUCCUCAGCUCUUCAUUAUACCAAGGGGUGGGCAACCCAUGGUCCUUUGGCUGCAUGUGCCUUUGACCUAAUUUAAAAAAAACAGGCUUAGAGGAAUUCGUUUGGGCCUCUGGCAGAACCUGUUUCCUAGCAGUCCGUGUAGGCUUCAGCCUCACCCAUUGCCAGCAUGGUUAGGUUCACCUCCAAGGGAACAAGCCCCUCAGCAGAAAGGCUGCCCACUGCCGUACUACAUGAACAACCCUCUGGCCAUGAGCCAGGGAUCAGUGGUGGUACGCAGACUCCAGGGCAGACAGAGUCUGCCUCUUGCUAAGGUGCUGACACAAUAUAUGUGGGAUUCCCCUGCUAGGCAAAGGUCCCAUGUGAUGUUCAGCAGGAGAAGCAAUGCCACAUGCACAGACCAUGGGAAUCAGUACCCAUAAGUUCAAAUGGCUACCAUAUGUAAUAUGAAUCUUAAUUGUACUAUAUAUUUUGGUUAGUUUUGAUAGUUAUGUUCAUAUAAUGAUCAGAUCAGAGUAACCACCAGCACGUAUCUGGUGCUAUAUUACAUUUGAAACAUUUGCUAGUUUAAAUCAUAAUAUUGUUCAUAAUCAUGUGCAUCUGAAGGCUGUUCAAGUUAACCUUCUCUCUGUAAGUAGUUCAACAUUCUGGAAACACGUUUAUUUUUUCAAGACAGCUCUUUGUCCUUUUGUCCAUUAUUGUAAAAGGACUUACAAUAUUGUUAUCCUGCUUAGAACUGGACUUUCUCCUGCAUAUUUCAAAUAUUAUUUGAUUUCUCUUUAUUUAUUAAAAAGUAUAUUUUAUCUGAAGGUGUGUUCCUGGGUUCAUGAAUCCAAUUCAAUGCAGGGGAAUAGUUAGUGAGAGUCUUAGAACAAGUUCACACUCUGAGCAUUGCAGUUCAAUGUUUUAAAUUCCAAUCGCAACACAAUUGGCAAAACUGCAGCACUGCCCCAGUACCAGUGUCGAUUAACAGUAUGGAUAUAGUCUCCUUUGUGUGUGAAGUCCUCCCAUCUUUAAGGCCAAGGCAAGUUUCCUCAAUGACUGGUCUCUUCAAAGAGCACUGGCAAAAAAUAAAUACAGACCAAGGAUUGCUGCAGAAAGAGAUUUUUGCCUCGCUAAGGGCAAGGCUUGAAUGAAUGGUCAGUGCUGCUGAAAAAAAGUUAACUUUUCUUGUGUGUCACUUUCCUUGGACUUUCCAGGAGAACCCAGCCAUCAAGAGAAGAGAGAAAGUGACAUUUUAAAUGUUUCUACAAAUGUGUG
Messenger RNA from Pogona vitticeps (central bearded dragon), 3193 nucleotides. The record is from RefSeq and is a predicted model, not a curated record. Lineage: Eukaryota; Metazoa; Chordata; Lepidosauria; Squamata; Agamidae.